Penicillium chermesinum is the source of this 666-nucleotide messenger RNA. Its product is annotated as HPP family protein. The transcript is spliced from 2 exons. The record is from RefSeq and is a predicted model, not a curated record. Bases 1 to 666 code for a protein of 221 amino acids. Lineage: Eukaryota; Fungi; Ascomycota; Eurotiomycetes; Eurotiales; Aspergillaceae.
AUGUCGCAAUCUCGACUGAGUCGUCUCCCUAAGGGAAUCUCUUACUGGCUCGGCUACCGAUCUGAACCUCCAAAGCCGCUAAAUAAAUAUCAUGUCGCCGCAUGGUCCUUUAUAGCCGCGUUCGGCGGCCUUUGUGUGCUCCAAUCCAUAUUCAACUAUUCUCACUAUUUCAAAGCACGCCAUGUGCCCGGUAUAAUUGCUUCUUAUGGAGCAUCUGCCGUCCUUUGUUUCGGCGCUAUUGAAAGCCCUCUCGCUCAGCCGCGGGCCCUUAUAUUCGGGCAUUUCUUUAGCGCAUUGACGGGACUCUGUAUCACCAAACUAUUCAGUCUGAUCCAUGAUCAGGCCCAAUUUGAGUCUGUGCGCUGGGUCGCCGCCUCACUGUCUACCGCAAUUGCCAUUGUGGUGAUGCAACUCACUGGCACGGUGCACCCUCCGGCUGGUGCGACGGCCUUGCUUCCGGCAACGAACGAGGAAAUUUGGGAAUUAUCGUGGUACUAUUUACCAAUCGUGUUGCUUUCCUCGUCCAUACUCGUUGCCUGCGCUACCUUAUUCAAUAAUAUUCAGCGUCGGUACCCUGUUUUCUGGAUUUCGCCUCCCUCACCACCGAAGCCGGCGCCGCCAAAGCCCGAGGCACCUCCCGAGGAAGAAAACACUGCAGAGCCCUGA